Messenger RNA from Moneuplotes crassus, 3243 nucleotides. The record is from the annotation of a GenBank genome assembly. Lineage: Eukaryota; Ciliophora; Spirotrichea; Euplotida; Euplotidae.
UCUAAGAUGCCAAGCGAAUCAAUUAAAGUUGCUAUUAGAUUCAGAGGUAACGAAGGAGAUCAAUCAAAAGCAAGCUGGGACUUUGAAUCCGAGAAUUCCAUUAAGGCUGAAAACGGAAAGACAAUGAGCUAUGAUAUAGUCCUUGAUCCUGAUUGUGAUCAGAAGUUGAUGUACGAACUCUGUGCAAGGGAUAUUAUUGCCCAGUUCACUUUAGGUUUCAAUGCUACUAUAUUUGCUUAUGGACAGAGUGGUUCAGGAAAGACAUUCUCAAUGCUUGGUCCUGAUGAUGUGGUGGAUGCGAUUAAGGAAGGGAGUGAUAAUGUUCCUGAAAAGGUACAGAAGUUAUACGGGAUUAUUCCAAGAGCAGUAUUCGAUAUCUUCACUUGGAUCAAUCUUGAGAUGUCCAAGGACCACCAGACUGAGUUUGAAAUUAAGGUGUUUUACUUUGAGAUUUAUAAUGAGAGUCUGAAUAAUUUGUUAACCAUGCCACCGCAGAAGAAGAUGAAGAUGAGAGAGAUGAAGAAUGGUAGUAUUGUUGUACUGAACUGUGAGCCGAAUUAUGCGACUAGUCCAGAAGAUAUUUUUGAGUUGUUGAAGAUUGGACAGAUGAAUAGAGCUGUAGCUGGUACGAAUCAGAAUGCAAGGAGUAGUAGAAGUCAUACCAUUUUUGUGCUGGAUAUUGAGCAGAAGAAUAGUGAUGGUUCAACCAAAAGUUCGAGACUCAAUUUGGUAGAUUUGGCAGGUAGUGAAAGGAUCGACAAAACAGGAGCUACAGGGCAGACAUUGAAAGAAGCACAGAAGAUUAAUCUUUCUCUGACAACUCUGGGUAUGUGUAUCAAGAGCCUUACUGAAGGUCAGAAGCAUGUGCCAUUCAGAGACUCUAAAUUAACAAUGUUUUUGAAACAAUCAUUGGGAGGAAAUUCCAAAACUCUUCUGAUUUGUACUGCUAGUGCUCUUGCAAGACAUUACGAAGAAUCAUAUCAAACCUGCAGAUUUGCUAAGCGUGCUAAGAAAGUGAAGAAUAAGGCUGUAUCCAAUGUCAUGAGAAGCAGAGAAGAGCUUGAGACUAUGAUUAAGAAGCUGAAGUCUGAAGUAACUGCUCUUAAAAAGCAGCUAACAGAUAAUGGAAUCAAGCCCAAUGCUAAAGCUUAUAAGACUUCAGCGGGAGAGGAGUCUAAAGGUGAAGAGGAAAAGAAAGAAGGAAGAGAGCCCUCAGAAAAGAGCGAAGAAGAUACUAUUAGCACUUCUGCUAGUACAGAGAUUGCUGCUGAACUUGAGAUGAAGCUUGAAGAACUUCAAACAGCUUAUGAUAACUAUAAAGACAACUCUCAGAAGAGAAUCCUUGAGCUUGAAGAUCUGAUUGAGAAAGCUGAAGAGGAAAAGAUAGAUCUGGAUAAUUACAGAGAAAAAGAUUUUGAAAUCGAAGCUCUUGUCAGUACAGUUGAUGAAAAAGAGGAAGAAAUCUCAAAACUCCAACAAGAGAAAGACAAAGAGAAAGUAUACUAUGAAGCAAAGAUUGCUGAGAUAAACUCUUCUCUUAAGACAACUAUUUCUGACUUCGAAGAUCUCAAGUCUGACUAUAAAGAACUUAAGGAACAGUUUGAUCUAAAAACAAAGGAGUACACACAAGAAAUUGAAGAAUUAAAAUCAGAAAAGAGCGUACUUGAGGAGAAGCACUCUAAGUUACUACAAAAGCUCUCAGAUUCAGAAGGAAAGAGCUCUGGCAAGAUUACAGAACUCGAGAUUCUGAACCAAGAAAUAGAGAGCAGAAGAACAACAUUGGAAAAUGAUAAGAAAGAAUUAGAGUCGAGGAUUGAGCUUAAGCAGAAAGAGAUUGAUAGUCUUAAUGACAAGGUUGGUAAAGCUACAGUGGAAAAGUCAGAGAUCAACACUAAGCUCGAAGCAGAACUAGAGAAUAGUAGAAACUUGAAGAAGGAAAGAGAUACUAUUGCUAAAGAUCUUGAGGAGCUCAAGAGUUCCUCCACCAAAAAGCAAACAGAGCUUCAAGGGGAUAUUACUAAACUAGAAAGUGAAAAAGAGAGCCUCCUUGCAAAGAUUUUAGAGGUUGAGAAAGAAAGAGAUACUUUAGACAACUGUGUGAAAGAAAACUCAGAUACUAAAGAAUUAUUGGAAGAGAAAGAUCAAAUGAUCAAAGCUCUUAAAGAUAGCAUUUCUGUUAAAGUGCAACAGGCAGAGGAAGUAAAGGAUGCAGAAAUAGAUACACUUAAGCAACAAAUCGAUGAGGCUGAUGGUGAGACAGAGAAAGUCAAGGCUUCUCUUGGAGAUCUACAAGAACAAAUGGAGCAAGAUCUCCAGAAGAAGGAUGCUCAAAUUAAAGAAACUGAGGCUAUUAAAGAUAGUAUCAAAGAAGAAUUAGACAAGAAGGAACAUGAGGUAUUUAAGCUCUCUGAAGAAAAUCAGUCUCUCAAUUCUAAGAUAGAAUCUGAACAGCAGACUACUAAAAGUAAGGAAGAGCUAAUCCAGAGUCUGAAGGAAAGACUAGAAGUCACUCAAGAUACUGUACAAGAUCUUGAGAAGAGAAAUAAAAAUCUAGAAGAAGCAAGCCAACAAGACUCUGAAGAUAUAAAUAAGGAGCUCACCAUUUUUAAAGCAGAUAAUGAGGUUUUAAAGGAGAAGAUAUCCAACCUUGAAAAAGAGAGAUCUAAAGAAACUGAGAGAAACACUACCAAACUAGAAACUGCUAGAGAAGAGCUCAAAGAGAAGUCAGAGCAGACUGCUAAGCUUGAAGCUGAGAAUGUGGAAAUCAAGAGGCAGAAUCAAGAGCUCACUGAGAAGGUAGAUGAACUGAAAAGAAAGAUCAAUGAUCUUAAAGUAAAAACAGAUAGAGAAGUCAGACUCUCAACUAUUGCAAUGAUGAAUCUUCAAAAAGCCAAGAAAGUCCCAAGAAAGAUAGUCGAAGGGGCAGAUGAGGAUGCUGAAGAAGUUGAUGAGGGCAUAAUCAGUGGUCCAUUCACUAGAAAAUCAACUAUCGUUAGAAAGAAGAUUAAAUUUAACGACCAAGUUAUUGAUCCUUCCAUUUUGAAUAAAGAGGACUGGCAACUAACUGCUGCUGAGAAGUAUCAGAAAUCUAUCGCUCAACACUAUAAGAAUCAGAAGAUACAGGAGAGUAGAAGAAAAGGAAUGAAUUAUAGAGAUGCGAACAUGGAAGAUUAUGGAAAUGACAUUAUUGAUGCAGACGAUUUUGAUAACAGCGAUGGUGACGAAGGAGUUUUCACUGGAUAA